AUGGAGGUACUUAUGGCAGAACGGGCCGAUCUAGUCUUUCACAAUAACGUGAUAGGUGGAACUGCCAUUAAACGACUUAUUAGCAGAUUAAUAGAUCAUUUCGGAAUGGCAUAUACAUCACACAUCCUAGAUCAAGUAAAGACUCUAGGAUUCCAUCAAGCUACUGCUACAUCUAUUUCAUUAGGAAUUGAUGAUCUUUUAACAAUACCUUCAAAAGGAUGGCUAGUCCAAGAUGCUGAACAACAAAGUUCCAUUUUGGAAAAACAUAAUCAUUAUGGAAAUGUCCAUGCGGUAGAAAAAUUACGCCAAUCCAUUGAAAUAUGGUAUGCUACAAGCGAAUAUUUGCGACAACAAAUGAAUUCCAAUUUUAGGAUGACUGACCCCUUUAAUCCAGUCCAUAUCAUGUCUUUUUCAGGAGCUAGAGGAAAUGCAUCUCAAGUGCACCAAUUAGUCGGAAUGAGAGGAUUAAUGUCAGAUCCACAAGGACAAAUGAUUGAUUUACCCAUUCAAAGCAAUUUACGUGAAGGACUGUCUUUAACAGAAUAUAUAAUUUCUUGCUACGGAGCCCGUAAAGGGGUUGUAGAUACUGCUGUACGAACAUCAGAUGCUGGAUAUCUUACACGUCGACUUGUUGAAGUGGUUCAACACAUUGUUGUACGGCGAACAGAUUACGGUACCAUCCGUGGGAUUUAUGUAAACACCCGAAAUGGAAUGAUGCCAGAAAGAAUUUUGAUACAAACAUUAAUUGGUCGUGUAGUAGCAGACGAUAUAUAUAUAGGUUCACGGUGCAUUGUCGUUAGAAAUCAAGAUAUUGGAAUUGGACUUAUCAAUCGAUUCAUAACUUUUCAAACACAACCAAUAUUUAUUCGAACCCCCUUUACCUGUAGGAAUACGUCUUGGAUCUGCCGAUUGUGUUAUGGGCGGAGUCCUAUUCAUGGGGACCUGGUAGAAUUGGGAGAAGCUGUAGGGAUUAUUGCUGGUCAAUCUAUUGGAGAACCGGGAACUCAACUAACAUUAAGAACUUUUCAUACUGGUGGAGUAUUCACAGGGGGUACUGCUGAAUAUGUGCGAGCCCCCUCGAAUGGAAAAAUAAAAUUUAAUGAGGAUUUAGUUCACCCUACACGGACACGUCAUGGAUAUCCUGCUUUUAUAUGUAAUAUAGACUUCUAUGUAACUAUUGAAAGUGACGAUAUUAUACAUAACGUCAUUAUUCCACCAAAAAGUUUUCUAUUAGUUCAAAAUAAUCAAUAUGUAAAAUCAGAACAAGUGAUUGCGGAGAUCCGCGCGGGAACAUCUACUUUAAAUUUGAAAGAGAGGGUUCAAAAACAUAUUUAUUCUGACUCAGAAGGGGAAAUGCAUUGGAGUACCGAUGUGUACCAUACAUCACAAUUUAUAUAUAGUAAUGUACAUAUCUUACCAAAAACAAGUCAUUUAUGGAUAUUGUCAGGAAAGUCGUGCAGGUCUAAUACAAUCCAUUUUUUACUUCGCAAGGAUCAAGAUCAAGUUACCAUGGAUUCACUUUCUAAUGGAAAAACAAAUAUUUCGAAUCUUUUAGAAAGGAAUGAUCAAGUAAAACAUAAAUUCAAUACUUUUGGUACAAAAGAAAAGUGGAUUAGCGAUUCUUCAAUAUUGAAUCAAAUCAUAUGUACAGAUCAUUCUGAUUUAAUGUAUCCUUCUAUUUUGAACGAUACUUUUUAUUUCUUGGCGAAAAGGCGAAGAAAUAGAUUUCUUAUUCCAUUUCCAUUCCAAUCGAUUCAAGAACGAAAGAACGAACUAAUGUCCCCUUCCGGUGUCUCCAUUGAAAUACCUAUCAAUGGUAUUUUUCAUGAGCAAUAG
Molecule: messenger RNA, 1836 nt
Organism: Vicia faba (fava bean)
Lineage: Eukaryota; Viridiplantae; Streptophyta; Magnoliopsida; Fabales; Fabaceae
Source: the annotation of a GenBank genome assembly